CUGCCUCGGAGGAUUCCGCCCGGUCCGCCCCGUCGGGGGAAGAGAGGGAGGGCUGCGGGCUGGGCGAGGCGGCGCCGUCUCGGCUUCCUCGGAGCUCCGCCUGCCCUGACGUGGCAGCAGCGGCGGCUCCAGAGAGCAGAAGCGCCCCGCCGUCGGUCUUCAGCCCAGCCGCCCCCCACUGCAGAAGCUGCCGGCCUGGGCCGUGCCUCGAUGAUGUUGCUGCUGCUGCUGCUGCUGCUGCCGUUGCUGUCCGGCUGGGCGCCGCCGCUGCGCGCCUUCGAGCUAGACCGGAGCCGCCUGGAGGGGCUGGCGCGGGGCAAAGUGGAGUCCUGCGGAGGAUGACGGCUGAACCGUCUGAAAGAGGUGAAGGCCUUUAUCACGGUGGAUCUCCCUCUAUACCACAACCUCGAAAUGAAACACCUCCCUGGAGCUGACCCUGAACUUGUGUUGCUGAAUUACAAGUAUGAAGAGCUGCAGAGGAUUCCACUGAGCGACAUGACCCGGGACGAGAUCAAUCAGCUGCUGCGGGACCUGGGAUUCUACCAGAAGGAGAAGCCCGAUUCACCAGUGCCUGAGGAGUUCCAGCACGCCCCCGCCCAGCCCUCUCCGGGCUCCGAAGAAGCCAAGAGAGACCAGGAGGCAGAGACCAAGGGGGCUGCGGGGAGUGAACUGUAGCUCUGUGGCCCCCUAAAACUCUCCGGAGGAAGAGUGUGUUGGAGCAUGUGCAGAGUGCAGCAGGAUCUGGUGGGUUAUAUGCAGGCGGAUGCCCCAAGAGCGCAGAAUAGCCAAAGAGCAUGGCAUUCGCUGCAGCAUCCAUCGCACUUUUAUUCUUUAUUUUUAGAAGUACGUUGCAGACCGCCAUGCUAGCAAAAGGGUACGUGAAAGUCUGUGGCUGAUACUUGUUGAAAAAGGAAGUCGGCUGGGGAAGGAGAGCCGGUCUUGUGGCAGCGAGCACGAAUUGUCCCCUUUGCUAAGCAGGGCCCACAUUGGUUUGAAUUUGGAUGGGUGACGACAUGUGAGCACUGUCUGCUGUAAGAUGGUCUGUAAGCUCCGUGGAAGAGCAUCUAGGCUCAUUCUCUGGCAUCUCCCAAGUAGGGCUGGGAGAGACUCCUGCCUGUAACCUUGGAGAAGCUGCUGCCAGUCAGUGUAGACAAUACUGAGCUAAAUGGACCAAGGGUCUGACUCAGCAAGGCAGAGCCUGAUGUUCCUAAUGAGAAUGGUAGCCGGCGAAGCUCUUUCAACCCUCACAUUACCAGGACAAGCAGAGGAUGCAAAACCAUGCAUGCCAAUUCAGAAAAAUCAUGCAUGCUGUAGACAGGCUGUGAAAUCCAGCUCCUCCCCUUCCAGAAUUGUAGAUUUUUUAAAAGUAACAAGAAUACACAGCCCCCCCCCCAAUUGUGCAGAUUGUCCAUCUGGAAACAGCUCCCUCUCUCUCUCUCUCUGGGCUUGGGGUGGGUAGCCCCACUCCCCCUAGAUCCCAGCCAGUCCUAGACCAGCAAAGCCCCAGACUCUCCUUCUCUCCUCCUCUGGCCAACGAAGCAUCACGAGAUCCGUUUUGCAGCUCGGCGGGGAAAACCUCCCGGCAGCCACUCCGGUUUUCUUGGGUUCAAAGCACCCGAGGCGUAGCACCCUUCCAGUCUGUGCCUGUGGGUUGUCCCGAUUUUUCUCCCACAGCUGGGCCCGACCUGCAUGGGACAGAAUGAAGCCCUCUGCCGAAAGCGCUUGCUGCCGAGGGUGGAUGGUCAGUGUCCCGUCAGGCUCGGGUGCAAGGCAUGCUGGGAGAAACGUCCAGGUCCCCCAAGCCUCAUCGGGUGUGUGUGUGUGAAAACAGUAAAGGCUCUUUUAAUCCCUG
Molecule: messenger RNA, 1852 nt
Organism: Hemicordylus capensis (graceful crag lizard)
Lineage: Eukaryota; Metazoa; Chordata; Lepidosauria; Squamata; Cordylidae
Gene: SELENOM
Product: selenoprotein M
Exons: 5
Cellular component (GO): endoplasmic reticulum lumen
Molecular function (GO): oxidoreductase activity
Source: RefSeq, a predicted model, not a curated record